UAAGAGAUUAUACGCCGUUUGUUUUAUGUUUAUUAAUAUAUUUAUGGCUAAAAUAUGAUCGGUGUAAUUUUAUCUCUUAGCGAAACAGCUUGUUGUGUGCACGUCGCUGGCAGCAGGCGCCCCUAGCGCUGUUUUUGUCUGCCGCUCACGUUGCAAAGAGCGUGAUCGCUCUCCCUUACGUUCGACGCGGCGUGCGGCGUUUGUUUCGCGCGAGAGCUACCCCGAGAGAUAGUAAUUCGCAAACAGCCGACACGACCAGUCCGAAUGCGCCGCUACCACAUCGCACAUCAACGACGUACCACUGCGUAGUAAUUAUGCGACCAGCGAUUGUUUGAAACAAUCACCCAACCAAAACAAAAGUCAAACAAAACAAUUCAAACUAGAUACACGCAACCAGAAACGGAGACAAAAUGGAGUCGGAGUCGGGCACCACCAACACGAAAAUAUCCGAUUCGGGAUAUUCAAACAGCUGCAGUAAUAGUAACUCACAACGAAGCGCUAGUUCAAAAUCUCGCCACAGCGGAUCCAACUCAAGCCGUAGCAGUGGUUAUUGCGGAGCGCCUACUGUAGAUGGCAGCACUGAUGGCCCACCACCGCCGAGUAAACGCGCAAAAGACAAAAAUAAGAAGAAGAGUAAAUCGUCAACCAACACUAUCACCAGUACAAAGUGUGAAACAGUCACACCGGUUGAAAGAACCACUAUCAACAAUAAAGACGUUAUUGUUGAGAAUACGCCGGAAGCAUUACCAUCAACCACAGCGGCAGAGUUGCCAGUUGCCAACACAAACGUAGAAAAUGGCGGCGUGGAACCUGGCGACUCCGCCAUUAUUAAAGACAUCAUUGAACCAACUGAACCUAUCACCAACAGUGAGUUGUCACCAUGGGCACCGGCUAGAAUGGACGCGGAUGGUGACGCUGAGGAAAACAUCUCACCAACCACUUUGGAUGAUGAUGUUGAGUUGAUGAAGAUGCCGCCGGAGAUUUGCGACAACAAGAUACCCAGUCAACCAGAGGACGGAUUUUGUUGCGUCAUCUCGAUGUACGACGGAAUGGUGCUGUACACGACGCCGAACCUUACAACACUGCUAGGUUUCCCCAAGGACAUGUGGCUGGGCAGGUCCUUUAUUGAUUUCGUCCAUCCUAAGGACCGCGAGACGUUUUCGAAUCAAAUCACCACCAAGAUUGUGCUGCCCUGUGUCACCGACAAGAAUAACGAUAUUAAGAAUACGUUAUAUGUCUGUUUGCGAAAGUAUCGCGGCCUGAAGUCGAAUGGUUACAGCGUUGUCGAGAAAGCGGUGACGCAUGAAGCCUACCAACUUACAAUCACCUUUCGGCACAUCACAGACAGCACCGUGAAAAUGAUCGAGAACAAUGCCAAUAUGUUUCUUGUUGUGGUAGCUGUGCCGGUCUUCUCUUCGUACAAAGUACCGGUGGAAACACGCAAGAGUCCAAAAUUUGGCAUGCGUCACACGUCGACGUGUAUCUUCAGCCAUGUGGAUCCUGAUGUUGUUACCAACUUCGGGUUUCUGCCGCAGGACAUGCUUGGAAAGUCAGUGUUUGAUUUUUAUCAUCCAGAGGAUAUGCCUUUUUUGAAAGAGGUGUACGAAUCGGUAUUGCAUAUGUGUCAAAUUGCCGGUUCGGUGUUUCGGAGUAAGCCGUAUCGCUUCGCGGUACAAAAUGGCGGAUUCGCCAUGAUUGAAACCGAAUGGUCUAGUUUUGUUAAUCCAUGGUCACGUCGGCUGGAAUUUGUAAUUGGUUUACAUAGAGUAUUGCAAGGACCUUUGAAUCCUAACAUUUUCGAGCAGCCCAAGGACGAUGAAUGGAAAUUAGUUUCGGAAGAAGUUGUCAAAGAAAGUAAAAUCAUACAAAACGAAAUUUUAGUACUACUCAACGCUGAAUUAGCAAGACCCACUGAAAACGUCAAACAUGAAGUUUCCAAACGCUGCAAAGAUCUUGCGACAUUCAUGGAGAAUCUUAUGGGAGAGGUUGACAAAUCUAACCUACAAAUUGACUUACCACAAGACGCGACUAUAUCUGACAGAGAUUCUGUAAUGUUGGGUGAAAUCUCGCCGCAUCACGAUUAUUAUGACAGCAAAUCGUCAUCGGAAACGCCACCUAGCUACAACCAAUUGAAUUACAAUGAAAACAUUCAGCGAUUCUUUCAGAGUAAACCGAAAACAACAGUUUCAGAUGGUAGUGGUGAACGACAUGGCCCCUUACAGAGUACAACGGAUACGGAUCCGGAAGCUAAGAGUGCUACACAAGAAUGCGGCGCAAAUAAUCAGAAGUGUUUAUCACCAGUACAAAACAGUGGCGCAUCCGGAAGUGGCAGCGCUGGUAAUUUAAGUUCCGGAAGUAAUGUCAAUAUGGAAACUGGCACUACAAGUGCCACUCAUACUUCGAAUGAUUCCUACAAACCACCACAUCUUACCGAAGCUUUAUUAUUCAAACAUAAUGAAGACAUGGAGAAAAUGAUGGUUAAGCAUCGCGAUCAUCGCACAAGCAUCAAAGCCGAUCGUGAGAAUAAAAAAAUGCACAAAACUGAGAAAUCCACAAUUGAAAAGGCAGAAAAAGCCGACGUUGCCAAUGUUGGCGGGCAUGGCGUCAAAAGGAGUGGUUCACAGUCCUGGGAGGGUGAUAGUCAUAAAGUUUCCAAAUAUAAACAUUUAAUUGGUCAGGACGCAAGCAAUGAGCAUGCGAAUACCGCGCAUGGAAACGCCCUCGCUGCAAAUAAGACACACGUACACACGCCUACAACAAAUCCAGCCAACAACCAACCAGUAAAUUAACAAUAAAUUAAUAAUAAAUUACAAUUUAAUUUAAUGCUUUUUUAUGUGUAGAUGAAUAACGUUAACUUGUGGCCGCCAUUUUCGGUGACGAUGACACCGUCAAUGACUCCAUCUUGUGGCAUAACCUCCACACCACACACUACUAACGGGUAUACUACAGGAAUCCUGCCGAUUUAUUACAUACCGACUACUCAGAGGACUUUCAACCCUGAUAAUGCACUCAAUUCAAACUUCCAAGUUCAAUAUAUGUCGCCAAUGAUGUACAACUACAAUCCGAUGUUUCCGGCGUCUCCGAUUUUCUGUUCGCCGUUGUCAAUGCUUCCGGUACCGGUAUCGCAGCAAAUGGUGGCUCCGGAGCCACUCCUACCAGCCGCAGCUUCUUCCAAUGCAAACUGUGCUACUCAAGAUGGGCAUAAACCAAGCACACUCAGUGCCCAAUCAACGCCGAUGUUUCAACGCCCUGCCUCGCAAGCUACAAGUGUAAAAGCGGAGCCUGGUAGUGCUAUGGGUUCGAUUGCAUCCGCUAGUGUUGCAAAUAAGGCAAUGUCGGAAUGCUCGCGAAAAGAUUUAGCGCUCCAAUCGGUUUGCUCUCCCGACUCGCCGCUGGUCAGUCCGCCUGACGGCGAAGCCGAACUGGACAAUUUUUAUUUGAACAGCAAGACGGCUGAGAGUAACGACCUUAAAAGCCAGAUUAAUCAGUAUCGUGACACUCAGGCUGGUGAUGAAGAGUCGAGUUAUUCCAGUUUUUAUUCAUCCUUUUUAAAAACCGAUACUGGAUCAGGAUCGAAUGAUGAUUGCAACAAUAUGGAGAAUCAGACUAAUAAAAGUGAUGAUAAUAGUUGGACGAAAGACCAAAGUUGUCCAAUCCGUAAACGCGACCCCCCGUGGCUGGAAGCCGUAUCAGUCACACCGGAACUGAUCUAUCGCUACCAGAUGUCGCUGAAAGGCCUCGAAGACAUCUUGCAAUCCGAUCUGGACUCUCUGAAGGACAUCUCCCAGCCAAUGCUAGUAAACGAUCAGCUGAAUCAGCUCUACAUCGAGAUGGAAUUAGACGGACUGUCGAAGAAGUUAACCCUAGAGGAAGGCAUCACAUCCUCGAGCAGCAGCGGCGAGGAUAAUCAAGCGCGCGUUUUAAAACAGCCGAGAAAGAAGCGACGUUCGUAUAGCUCGCUGAUGAUGAUCUACGAGGAGAAUGCGCCAUUUCCGCCACCAGAAUGAUCACUAUGCUCCGCCCACAUUCGGACACUUCACACUGAUAUUGCUUGCUUCAAUCAAAGUACACGAUGUAAAUAUGAAUGCCUUACAGAUGCACAAAUGAACACAAACAGGAAACUUGUUGAUGUUGCUGAAUCUGCUAGGUGGACACAAGUAAGAAAAACCAACAAAAAAAUAUCAAGCAAACAUUUAAAGUUUAACCGCUUAUUGUGUUGAGUUAGGUAUUUAGUACGUAGAUUAGCGUUUAACUAGAUUAAUGUUCACUUUUUUUACGUCUUCUUUUUACACACUUGAUAUUUUUGUAAAAUUCAGUGUAAUUUUGGAUGCCUAAUAUCUACUACGAGUUUAUGAAUAUUAUACAUUGAUAUAUUUAUUCACUAAUAAUUAAAAAGAAAUUGGUAUUAACCAAAAAA
Molecule: messenger RNA, 4417 nt
Organism: Dalotia coriaria
Lineage: Eukaryota; Metazoa; Arthropoda; Insecta; Coleoptera; Staphylinidae
Gene: per
Product: period circadian regulator
Biological process (GO): circadian regulation of gene expression; negative regulation of transcription by RNA polymerase II; entrainment of circadian clock by photoperiod
Cellular component (GO): cytoplasm; nucleus
Molecular function (GO): transcription cis-regulatory region binding; transcription corepressor binding
Source: RefSeq, a predicted model, not a curated record